GAAAGUCAUUGACCCGGAAGUUAGAUUCAAUGACGUAAAAACCAAAAUAAAAACAUUUGUCAACAUUGUACCAACAUUGUUAUUGUCAUGAUUAUUGCGCGUUAAGACAUUUAUUUUCGAAGAUUCUUGUUGUCGUUGAAUCAUGAGUGAAGUAGCACAGACAAAAGAUGAUAUAGUCAUAGAUGAGGUGAUCACAAUUGAUGGAACAGAACUCAAGAAUGAGAGGUCAGAAUUUGCCACUGUUGUAUUUCACAAUAUAGCAGAGACAUACCCGGAGGAUGCCCACGUAGAAUGUAACUACACAGUGACCUCCGACCUUGUCCCGACCUCUCGUGACUGGGUUGCACUGUACAAGGUCGGCUGGAUGUCACCCAAGGACUACAUUUACUAUGAGUGGGCUCCUCUUCCCAAAGACUACACGGUUGGGCAGGACGCUGAUGCCAGUGUUCUCUUUCCAGCACACAAACUGCCUAAUGAUGAUGGAGAGUUUUACCAGUUCUGCUAUGUGUCAAGCUCCAAGCAGAUCCGGGGGGCCAGCACACCCUUCCAGUUCAGAAGACCAGGGGCAGAUGACUAUAUCGAGAUUGAGGAUGAGGAGGCCAAUAUGUUGGUGAUCCGCUCCAAGACCAUCUUCCUGGAAGAGAAUCUACAGAAGGCCGAGUUGCAGAAACAGCGACUGCAGGAGGCCCAGGAAGCUCUACAGAAGGAGAGAGACAACAUCAUCACCAAGUACCAGGAAGCGAAGAACCGGCUGGUCGCCAUAGAGACCCAUAAUGCCUCCCUGGUAGCGGAGGUUGCUAGGCAACGGGAGGAAGUUGGUCAGCUGAAGGCAGAGAUGAAGGAUAUGCUCUCCUUGAAAGAGGAACUAGAGCUCAAGAUCAACAAUGUGGAAAUGGCCAAUGCAGCUGUGUUGAGGGAGAGAUCUGAGCUGAAGGUGGACCUGGCAAAGGCCAAGAGUGAGAUGCAAGCCCUACAGAGGGAGAAAGAUGAGCUGGCGGGGAAUAAUGCUGUUCUUCAGGAGCAGGCUGACAUGUACAAGAAUCAUUAUACCACAUCCUCAACCAACCUAGAGCAAUACAGCAAGCAAUCAGAAGAGCUUCAGAUCCGUCUUGCCCAGCAGGAGUCACUGAUUGACCAUCUGAAACACACAACUGAGAAACUGAAUGCUGAGCUCGAGGACAACAGGCAGAACCUGGACAAACAGACCGGCAUCAACAUUAUGGACAAGGAUAGGAUCAGUGAGUUACAAGAACAGCUGAAGAACGUUGAAGACAAGCUCUCUGCGGCAGAACAGAGGAAGCAGAUCCUACAGGAGGAGAUGUUGACAUACAAGGAAACGCAGGACCAACUCUCACGACAGAUUGAAAAAUCUAAGCUUGAGUGUGACAGUGUGAAACAAAAGCUUUGUAGCCUGGAGGAGGACUUCACACAGAAGACUCUCAUACAGAAAGCCGAGAUAGAACAACUUUCUGGGGACCUGGCUGACACAAUCAAGCAUAAGGAGCAACUGCAGGGAGAAAAUGUCAUGUUACACCAGCGCUUGUCUGCUCAUGAGGAGAACUGUGAGGUGAAGGUUGGUUCAAUGUCCAUCAUGCAGCAGUCACUUUCCCAGAUCAAAUCCCGCCUGGAGAAGAAGGAGAAGACUUGCAGGGGACUGGAGCGGUCAAUUAGGGGACGUGAGCAAGAGUUUAUUGAGCGUGAGCGCGAGAUGCGACGUGAGAUUGAAGAUCUGAAAGAGAAGAUUUACAUGUGCUCCGACGAAUAUAAGACCCUCUACAUCGAGAAGAGCAAGCUGCAGAGGAAACUUGAGAAAUUGGCUGCAAAACGUAAAUCUAAAUCUGAGAGGGCUACCAGUACUCCAGACGUGAUGGUUGAGUCGGAAAUGUCCCUAAAGUCGGCUCCUGGUGAGGGGUCCGAGGUGAGCUCUGCUGUUGCCCUUGAGAGACAGGUUGAGGAGCUGGAGGAGGAACUCAACAAGAAGUUGAACAAGAAGCAGGAGUACAAGCAGCUGUACAAGGAGGAGCGGUCCCGGGGCGAGAGGCUUCAAGGAGAGGUUAACCAGCGUGAGGGGGAGAUUGAGGGACUCAAGAAACGUGCGGCAGAGUUACCCGCUGAAAUUGAGCUGAAGAUUUGGACACUAGAGAAAUGUGUUAAUGACAAAGAGGUGCUUAUCAAGCAGCUGAAUGAGAAAGUUCGCAUGUUGACCCAGGCCAGAAACGAUGAGAGUGGGGCCAGUAUGUCCCCACGUACCCCUGCAGGGCCUCCAAGUGGCGGGACCAGCUACAUUCCCUGUGCAGGGCCUCAGCAAUAUCCCUACCCUUACCCCAUGCAGUACCCCCAGGCCCAAGGACCCUACUGUGCGGCCCCUAUGGUUUACCCUGAGGCCCCAACCUACCCUCAGAUGGCCCCCGUUGUGUAUCCUUCCCAGGGCCUCCCUGGACCAGCGACACAGGCCCCACCUAUACCACCAAGGGACAGGAAACCUACAAUGAGUGCAUCGAGCAGUGAGGCCUCCUCGGACCAACCCUAUGACCAGAUAGAGGAUGAGACUGACGAUGCAUCGGUUCUUGCACAGAUCCUUACCCCCCUGCCCGCACCCCUGGAGCCAGAGAAACUACCGUCAGCUAAGAUUGCUGCUGUAAAGUCAGCUGCUAGUUUUGAUGAAGCCCAUAUGUCAGAGACAGUUCCAAAACAUGACAUCAAUUACGAAGACAAAUUCUUCGAUGCGGAGGGAAGUUCCAUGAAGUUGUGUCCUGAGUGUGGCCAGUCAUUCCCUGCAGAUGUUAGCGAGGAGGUUUUCCUGGAACACACGUUCUCGCACUUCGCUACUUUGUGUCCACAGUGUAAGAUGAGCAAGCCAGAGAACAUGACGGACGUCGACUUCACUCGCCAUGUCAACUCACACUUCGAUAAGCAAGAGGAGGGGAAGGGGGCAGACUAUGAGUUUGUGUAAUAAUUCAUGGCAAACAUUGUUUUCGGAAUGGAAGUGUAGUUUCUUUGUUCUGUUUCUUUGUCAAGGAAUUUCUUGACUUUACUUCAGAUUUUAUGAAAAUAAUAAUGAUUAUCGUUUACUUUUGAAGUUGUGAAAAUGGUGUCAUAGACAAAAUCUGUAUAUCCCGGUACAUUUUGGACGAGAGAUUGUUGGUUUUCAUUUUUGUUAAUUAAUGUACUAGUGUCCAGAAAUAGUGAAAUGUCUUUGUUACUAAUCCGUGGAAUGGAUUGUCAUUGGCUGUUUAAUUAUUGAUAAUGACUUAAUGAUCAUAUAUAUAUGUUGCUAUUGUAUGGUACCGUCAUGUUUGUUUUCAGAUUAGUAUGUUAAUUUUAUAUUCCACAAUUGUUCUCUAUGGUGAGGUGGCAGUAUUAAACAGCAAUAAUGUUUUUUUUUUCUAUUUAUGAGUGAUUUGCCUAUAUCAUGUGUAUGAAGAUAUAUCAAAAGAAUUCAUCUCUGUCUGAUACUGCUACUGAUGGAGUACAUGCUUUCUCAUCGAAACAUUUUGUGUCAUUAAAAGAUAAUUUUGUAUUUCUUAAUGAGGCUGUAAAUCCCUGACCCCAUGCAACCCCCUUUGCACCCACCUUUGCACUCACCCCUUGCAUACACCCUUACACACCUCUGACAUAUCAUACACAUUUUCUACCCAAAUCAUGUUUGGCAAAUAAUAAUAAAUGAGUGUGGGUGCAUUCUAAAUAACGCUUGAGUUUCUACUGGCGAGUACCAUCCUCAUGAGUCCCAAGUAUGCCAUUAAAAGAAAUAUCACGUACCAAACAGGGGUGGUACCCUCCUGAGUUGCAUGUUUUGGGCACACACUUGUAUUGAUGUGAGCUAAUACAUUGACUUUCAUUUCGAAAAAAAUCAUGAAUCAUAUAUACCUUGCUUUGAAUUAAAGCCAAUAUUCAAGAUGUAGUGUAUCAUCUGUUUUGUUUUUCUCCAGAUAUCUGGAAAUUUUGUUGAGUUAUGAUAUUUUGUUCCACUAAUGCCAGAACGCGCUAACCAGCAUUUUGAUAAAUAGUGGUUUAUUACUUUCUGGUGUUUGACUCGUGAUUUAUGGUUUUAUUGUUGUUGAACCGUUGUUGUUUUGUUUUGCUUUUUAAAUCUCACUGAAUUAUUUUAACAUUUUGCUAAAUUUUAUACAUAUGUGCUUUUUCAAAGUUGUAUCAAUUACAUUGUUAGCUGUCAUUUAUCUGCCUUGCUUUGAUUUGAGUUGAAGAUUUGAUUUUACCAUAUAUUUUCUCAUAUUUUGUUGGAUAUUUCUCACUGCACCAGAAUGGUAAAUAAUUACUGCACAGUGUUGUUUUGCACAUGUAUUAGAAAUUAAUAUAACUGAUUAACUGGACAGAUUCUUGUGAACCUUGUAAAUACGCUAUAUAUACCAUGGUAAAAUACUUAUAUGAUCUUGAAAUGUUAUACUUAACAUUUGGAUUACUUAAAUUCAAAUAUUUUCUUCUAUAGAAAAAAAAAGAUAUAAAAAAAUACAUAUGUACAUAUUUAUACUUGGCCUGAGAUGAAAAGUUUGAAAGCUUACAAACGACAAUUAUAAGAAAUUCUUAGUUUUAGAAGAUGUUGGUUAUUGAAAUAUUGAGCCUAUUUUCUGAAUGUUUUUUAUAAUUUGAAAAUUCCUCAUAAAGCCAUACAGGUGGUGAAAAUGAAGACUUUGUGUUUCUGUAUACCUGCUUGGCUUUUACCCCUUGUUUGUGAAUGAUGAAAUCAUUUGUCUAGUAAUUAAAACUCUUAUAUUUGAUAUACAUUCAAACACCCUUUAUCUGAAGUCGCCUGAACCCAGAUAAGAAGUUCAGAUAAACGAUAUUUCGGAUUAACAAUAGAAUGACAGCUUUCGUGAAUAAUUGUUUUUAUUUGAAUUUGUUUUCAAAUAAUAUUCAAAUUGUGUAAACCAGCCAUUAUAUACAAACUACACCACCCAAAAUAGAUUGUUUAUUAUCUGACAUAAAAGUUUGAUCAUACACAUGAUCAAUGUCAUUCUUUAACUCAUGCUAAUUGUGCUUUAUUAACAAAUCAAGCUGAUGCCCGCAUGCUAUUGCAGUUUCAUGUGAAAACUAUGAGAUGACCAAGUUAGAAACAAGGAUUGAUAUAAAGGUGUGAAAUCCAAAUCAGGACCGUAAUUUUGACUUUGAAAUAGCGACAAUUUCGAAAUAGCGAUUUCGGUUUAUUGAAAAUUUUUUCAAAUAAACAAAGAAAAAAUAAAAACGGGACCAAAAAGUCAAAUAGAAAAUAAGGAUAAUUUCGGAUUAAGGGUCUUCGGACUAAUGGUGUUUAAAUGGAUAUUUGUUUCAGUCAUGGUCAUAUUUUGUACAUUUUGAUAUAGCUUGACCAACAUGCAGCUAUGUUUAGUUGCUGAAUAUUAAGAUAGUUGGUAGAGGAAGGAAACUUUGCAGAGUUCUUGGAUAAUACUUUGAACAAAAAUAAAAGCCUGCAGGUUUGCUAUUCAUAGCUGUAUUUUGGUUUGGCAAGUUAAAAAAUGUGAUUGAUAUUUUUGUAAAUGUUAGUUUUUGUUGAUUAAUGAUGAUUGUUUUGUAAAAAUGUUUUAACAUUCAUGAUUUCACAUUUUGGCUCAUUUAUGACUGAAUAGAAUGAGUGAAUAUU
Mya arenaria is the source of this 5596-nucleotide messenger RNA. RefSeq names its product tax1-binding protein 1 homolog. Bases 143 to 2953 code for a protein of 936 amino acids. The record is from RefSeq and is a predicted model, not a curated record. The transcript is spliced from 21 exons. Lineage: Eukaryota; Metazoa; Mollusca; Bivalvia; Myida; Myidae.